AUGGCAUUCGCUGGAAAAGAUCCACUAAGAGCUCCAAUAUCUCUUGCUCUAGACAAUAGAGUAACGCCUCGCGGCCGCGCAACUCGUCUCGCGUACCACGCACGAACGCGCCGUCCGAGCCGGGAAACUACGUCCCGCGUCCGACCGAGAUUUCAUCGGCCAAUCUUCAUCCGUCCGACCACAGCGGCCGACCACGAAUCCGUCCGGCCACGACCGUUCCGACUCGGCCACGACCCGAUCAUCCGGCCGAUCGUCCCGACCGACCGUCCCAACGCCGCGGUCGACCCGAAGCCCGUUUUGAAGCCCGAUUUCAUAUUUUCAAGCCCGGCUUAA
Molecule: messenger RNA, 333 nt
Organism: Microthlaspi erraticum
Lineage: Eukaryota; Viridiplantae; Streptophyta; Magnoliopsida; Brassicales; Brassicaceae
Source: the annotation of a GenBank genome assembly